CUUUGUCAAGUGCGGCGGCUUCAUUUAGAUUAAUCACCACAUACAAAUGGAAUAAAGUCGACGAUGGAGUUCUUCUGGGGGAAUAUCUUCUUCAUUAUAAUAGUCAUUACUGACAGAGUCUGGCAUUCACAGUCCUUCAACGUCGGCACUGCAGGUGCCAAGAUUUUCAGUGGUCCAGCGGCGGAAGAGUUUGGCUACACAGUCCUACAAACGACAAACCAUGAAGGCAAAUGGCUCCUGGUUGGCGCUCCAUGGAGUGGUUUCAAUAGAAACAAGAAGGGGGAUGUUUACAAGUGUCCAGUCACAGGGUCCAGAAACAGCUGCGACAAGCUCAAUCUGCAAGAUUCUGUCAGUAUUCCAGAUGUUAGAAACCUCAACGACAACAUGUGCCUGGGUUUGACUCUUACUCGGAUGCCUGCAGUCAAUGGUUUGAUGACGUGUGGUCCUCUCUGGGGACAGCUGUGUGGCACUCAGGACUUCCACCCUGGAAUAUGUUCAAAAAUGAACCCCCUCUUUAAGCCUCAACCUGCCUUCUCUCCUGCCAUCCAGACAUGUGGAGGGCCUAUGGACAUUGUGAUUGUUUUGGACGGAUCCAACAGCAUUUAUCCCUGGGAACCAAUGAACUAUUUCCUCCAGAAACUAAUACCUGCACUCGACAUCGGGCCCAAAAACACACAGGUCAGCGUCAUUCAGUACGCCGUUGAUCCCAAGUUUGAAUUCACACUGAACCAGUAUAAAAACAAAGAGGACGUGAUCAGUGCAGUGUCCAGAAUCACACAAGUGUAUGGUCACUCUACAAAUACCUUCAAGGCGAUCCAAUAUGCCAGUAAGCAGGGUUUCGAUCGAGGCGGCCGACCGGGCGCUGCCAAGGUGAUGGUGGUCGUCACUGAUGGAGAGUCUCACGACGUAUCCAUCAGAGAUAAAGUCAUCGCAGAGUGUGAGAGCAAAGGCAUCACCCGCUUUGGUAUCGCUGUCUUGGGUUAUUACAUUAGAAACAACAUCGACACAGAAAACCUAAUCAAAGAAAUCAAAUCCAUCGCCAGUUUACCCACAGAGAAAUACUUCUUCAAUGUGUCUGAAGAAGCGGCUCUCUCCACCAUCGCUGGAACACUGGGGGACCGCAUCUUCAACAUUGAGGGCACUGGAAAGGGGGGUGACAACUUCAAAAUGGAGAUGUCCCAGGUCGGAUUCAGCGCCCACUACUCCAGCCAGCAGGAUGUGAUGAUGCUGGGAGCAGUGGGAGCCUACUCUUGGAGCGGGACGGUCGUCCAUCAAACAGGGUCAAAAGUCGACAUACUCCCUUUCUCAGCCUUUGAGGAGAUUCUUCAAGACAGAAACCACAGCUCAUUAUUGGGUUACUCCGUCACCACGCUGAACGAUGGCUCUACACUAUACUUUGUGGCGGGUGCACCUCGCUCCAACCACUCUGGACAAGUAAUCGUCUACACUGUCAACGCUCGGAAGCAAUCUGCUAUCAUAGACUCAGAAAGAGGGAAACAGAUAGGGUCAUACUUUGGAAGCGUCUUGUGCUCCCUGGACGUGGACAAAGACGGGGUGACAGACCUCCUACUGGUUGGUGCGCCCAUGUUCAUGAGCGAGCUAAAGAAAGAGGAAGGCAGGGUCUAUCUCUUCUCCGUCACAAAGGGUAUACUGAACGAGCAGGGGUUCCUCAAUGGCCCACACCUGACUGAAAACGCACGAUUUGGGAUGGCUAUCUCUGCCAUUCCUGACCUGGACCUUGAUGGUUACAACGAUAUUGUAGUUGGAGCACCACUAGAGGACAAACAAAAAGGCGUCAUUUACAUCUACAAUGGAGAGAAGAAGACAUUAAACAAAGAGUUCUCACAGAGAAUCCUUGGCUCCAAACUGGAUUCUCAGUUGCAGUAUUUUGGAAGGUCCCUAGAUAGCUUCAAAGAUCUGAAUGAUGAUACACUCCCAGACAUCUCAGUUGGUGCCUAUGGCAAAGUGGUGCAGCUCUGGUCCCGAGGUGUUGCAUAUGUCACAGCCAAGGCUUCUUUCAACCCCAAUAAAAUCAACAUCUUCAACAAACCCUGUGACAUAAACGGGCGCAAGCUUUCAUGUUUCAACACCAACCUCUGUUUCAGUGCUGAAUUCAGGCCUAAGAAUCCUGUCGGACCCAUCGAUAUAUCCUACACUUUGACUCUGGAUGCCGACUUACAGUCUUCACGAGUGACGUCAAGAGGAAUGUUUACAAAAAACAAUGAGCGCUUCCUCACAGAAAAGGCAAAAAUAUCAUCUACACCCCUGUGUCGAGACCACCAGGUUUAUGUUCAGGAGACUCCAGACUUUGUGAAUUCCCUCAGUCUGAAAGUGGAAAUCGAGCAGCAGAAUGCAGAUGUGAACCCUGUCCUCGAUAAGUUUUUUCCAAAGGCCUCGCAGUUCUUUAUCCCCUUUACAAAAGACUGUGGCUCUGAUGACGUGUGCAUCAGUGACCUGGUGCUGAGAGUGAAGACAGACUCAAAGGCGUCCAGCUCAGCUCCCGUUCUGGUCAGCGCUAACAACCGAGAACUGUCAUUUGAAGUCGCCGUGAAGAACAAAAAGGAGAACGCGUACAACACUCAGGUCCUGGCCACGUUCUCCAGCAACCUGUACUACUCCUCCGUCUUUCCUCCAACGGAUGGAGUCAAGUGCAGCUCAACAGAAACACAAACUGUCGCUUGCCAGGUGGGAUACCCAGCAUUAAAAAAAGACGAAGAGGUGAAAUUUAAGAUCAAUUUUGAAUACAGUCUCGAUCAGCCGCAAAACCGAGCUCAGGUGAAAUUUGAGGCCAAAAGUGAUGGUAAAGAGGAAAAACCUGCGGACAACAAUGUGGACAUAUCCAUUCCUGUUCAGUAUGAUACAGGGAUCGUUUUAUCCAGGCGGUCAAAUAUCAAUUUCUACGUGGCAAAUUCUACCAAUCAAGUAGUAACAACGGUGAAAACUCUGGACGACAUCGGCCCAGAGUUUAACUUUACAGUGAAGGUUUCAACAGGUAACUUCCCGGUCAGCCUCCUGUAUCUGAUCAUCGCUCUGCCAAUGACUACUGAAGGUGGAAAUCCGCUCCUCUAUGUGACCAAAGUGGACACACAAGCAGGAGGGUCUGUCAGCUGUGAUUCAAGCGGCCUGGUUGAUCCUCUGAAGAUUGGUGUGAAAAGCCACAAAGCGUCAUUCUCUGAGGAGAACCUCAAAGGCACGGAGACACUGGACUGCAAGAGUGCAAAAUGCAAGCAUCUAAAAUGCAUCCUCAAAGACACUGAAGUUAAGAGUGACUACUUUGUGGAAGUUAAAACAAGGAUCUGGAGCGGCACCUUUAUUUCGGCCGCCUAUCAGACCACUGUGCUGACCUCUAGUGUCAAUGUCGAGACCUCUGACCCCGAUCUGCUCCUCAUCAGCCACAAACAGCUUCCAGUGGUGCUGACGAUCAGUAAACCCGGAGAGAAAGGUGAUGUUCCAGUAGGAGUGAUAGUUGGCAGCGCCAUUGCCGGGCUGCUGCUGUUGGCUCUGGCUGUCGGACUGCUGUGGAAGUUUGGGUUUUUCAAAAGAAAGUACCAGCAGCUCCAGAGGGAAGCUGAUGAAGACAGGCAGAGUCAUGCACAUGUGGAUGAAGUGCUGUGAAAAACUGAAGAGGAAACCGCAGCCUUCUCUCUCUCCACUGGAUUGUCUCCAGUGUGGAUACUGGUACUUCUCACUAGUUCUUGUAAAGUGCAAGUGGACUGUAGCUCAAUCACUGGAAAUUGGACAUUUUAAUGAAUGGAAACGGGCCAUUUUGUAGAUAACUGGAAUUAGAUUCUCUGUUCAUUUUACAGAGGAUCGUUGGCAGUCUUUAUUUUUAUGGCUUGUGGACUAUACAUUGACUAGUCAUGUUAUGCACUGACUUUGAAUAAAUGUAAAAACUGUAUUUUUUCCCUACAUGACAGAACCAUAUACAAUACUUUAUUUAGGCCUUAGAUGACAUCAUCGACUUGGAUGCAAAUGUUGCCAUCCUGAGAUUUACACUGUAAAGGCAUCUUAUUUCUGCAUUGCCAUUUGUUUUGACAAACUCUGGGCAACGUGAUCGACAAAUAACAGCUUCUGUCAGAGACAUCGUAUCAUCAUUUGUCAAAAGGUUGAACUUGUUGGCACACGUCAGUCUGUAGCAUGACCUGCCACUGUCAUCUCUGGCACUCAGGACUUUUCUUACAUUCAGACUAUUGAUAUCAGUAGUUUAAAUGCAAAGAAGGAAAUAAUUCUUAUCCUGGAGAGAGUGACAUACGUCAUCACUCUGUUUCUUUGUUUGUACUGUAUAUACUGUAAGAUAAAAUUAUGAUUCUUUCUUAUUGGGGUUUAUACUGUAUAUGAAAAGAUAAGUGGCAAUACGGGCACAUGGAAUAGCUACCUAUGCUGUUGUUAUUGUUACUGUAGAUAUUUGUGAUGUUGGAGAUGUUUGAGAUGUUUUUUAGUGGCACAAUUUGUCAGGUGUGAAUAUUUUACCAGCAUAUUGUUUACAGUGGCUGUUGACCAUUAUUCUCAUAAUUGAAUAAUUUGCUAGUUUUGCCUGUUAAAUUUCAGGAAUGGGUUUUUAAAAAUGCCUCUAACGGUUUCUCAGGUUCCAAACAUUUGAUGUUUUUAAAUUGGUUGCUUUGUCCAACAUAUAAACAUUACUGUCGUGUAACACAAAGAAAAACAGUUUGAACCAGCAAAUGGUUUCAAUUGCAGGUUAAUUUUCUGUUAAUCAACUAAUUGAUUCAUUGACUUAUUCCGUUUUAACAUUGUUUAUCUGUACAUACAUCCUCAUUACAGAGGUUUGCUUACCGAUCACUAAAAGCAGCAACUAAGUAAAUUUACUCCUUAAAUACACCCGAUCUGUACCUUUGUCUCUUACAGUAGGAAGUUUGUGAAGCGUUAGAUCAAGGUUGAUCCUGCAGAAUCUAAAUGUGUACUGGCACAGCUUUGCCACAAGAUGGCAGCAUGAUAUAAAUGACAUGUUGGCGCUGCUCAUUAUUUCUCUUCUGCUCUGCUGAUGACUUGAAUUCCACACCACUAUCAAUUAAUACAUCAUGAUUAUGACCCA
Messenger RNA from Seriola dumerili (greater amberjack), 5050 nucleotides. It is a transcript of the gene itga2, whose product is annotated as integrin subunit alpha 2. NCBI's taxonomy places the organism in Eukaryota, Metazoa, Chordata, Actinopteri, Carangiformes, Carangidae. Bases 64 to 3615 code for a protein of 1183 amino acids. Gene Ontology annotation, cellular component: external side of plasma membrane; integrin complex. The transcript has 30 exons. Gene Ontology annotation, molecular function: integrin binding. Gene Ontology annotation, biological process: cell adhesion mediated by integrin; integrin-mediated signaling pathway; cell-cell adhesion. The record is from RefSeq and is a predicted model, not a curated record.